Clarias gariepinus (North African catfish) is the source of this 1571-nucleotide messenger RNA. It is a transcript of the gene mapk12a, whose product is annotated as mitogen-activated protein kinase 12a. The transcript is spliced from 12 exons. Gene Ontology annotation, molecular function: ATP binding; MAP kinase activity. Gene Ontology annotation, biological process: intracellular signal transduction; protein phosphorylation. Bases 155 to 1249 code for a protein of 364 amino acids. Gene Ontology annotation, cellular component: nucleus; cytoplasm. The record is from RefSeq and is a predicted model, not a curated record. Lineage: Eukaryota; Metazoa; Chordata; Actinopteri; Siluriformes; Clariidae.
GGGGCCAGGUACCUGCUCAAGCGCAGGCGCAGCUCGGUUUGUCUCAGGUAUUUUCAGUCAUAGGUGUGUCGGGGAACCUGACACUGAUUCCUGGAGCUGGAACAACACGUUGUUUUAUUUUUUGUUUUGUUUGUUAAAGCAACCGUUUCAGGACAUGAUGAACCAACGUUCGAGACCCGGUUACCAUCGCCAGGAAGUGAAUAAAACCAUUUGGGAAGUUCCUGAACGAUACAAAGAUUUAAGACCGGUUGGGUCAGGGGCUUACGGUACAGUAUGCUCUGCUCAGGACCGGAGAACAGGAACAAAGGUUGCUAUCAAGAAACUCCUCCGUCCUUUCCAGUCAGAACUUUUUGCCAAGAGGGCCUACCGGGAACUUAGACUUCUCAAACACAUGAAGCAUGACAAUGUUAUUGGACUGCUGAAUGUUUUCACCGCAGACCUGUCACUGGACCGAUUCCAAGACUUUUACCUUGUGAUGCCCUUCAUGGGAACUGAUCUUGGGAAACUAAUGAAAACGGAGAGGCUUUCAGAAGACAGAAUUCAGUAUCUUGUCUACCAAAUACUGAAAGGUCUAAAGUAUAUCCAUGCUGCUGGUAUCAUUCACAGGGAUCUCAAGCCAGGAAAUCUAGCUAUUAAUGAAGAAUGUGAGCUCAAGAUCCUGGAUUUUGGUUUGGCUCGUCAGGCCGAUAUUGAGAUGACGGGCUAUGUGGUAACUCGCUGGUACAGAGCCCCUGAGGUCAUCCUGAGCUGGAUGCACUACACACAAACAGUGGACAUCUGGUCUGUUGGCUGUAUCAUGGCAGAGAUGCUCAUCGGAAAACCGCUUUUCAAAGGACAUGAUCACCUGGAUCAACUUACUGAAAUCAUGAAAAUCACAGGAACUCCUACGCAAGAGUUCAUCUCCAAACUGCAAUCCCAGGAUGCUAAAAGCUACAUUGAGAAGAUGCCUAAACUUAGGAAGAGAGAUCUUCAAAUUAUGAUGCCAGGCACCAACCCUCAAGCUAUUAGUGCGCUAGAGUCCAUGCUGGUGCUGGAUCCCGAAUGCAGAGUGACCGCGGCUCAAGGUUUGGCUUUGCCGUACUUCUCAGAGUUUCGUGAGCCAGAGGAGGAGACUGAAGCUCCACCAUACGAUCACUCCCUAGACAAUGCUGAGCAAUCACUGGGGCAAUGGAAACGACUCACUUUUAAUGAGAUUCUUACCUUCCAACCUCCACCACUGGGUCCAUUCCAGAAAGAGACGUCACUUUAAGCGAAAGCUUUCCUCGUUAUACUCUUAAACAUCUCAAGCCAAGUGUGCCUUAGGUUUUUUUCAUGUGACCCAUAGCAUUUGUACCACAGUGUAUAUACAUGUUUGUAUCUGUAUGUGUGUAUGUACGUACACUACCUGGCCAAAAAAAUUGCAUAAAACCACUUAAAAGAAAAUGACGAAGGAAAUUACUGGAAUUGGUUCUAAGAAAUGUGCAGCACAUUCUAUGGAUGCAAAAUAGUCUCAUUAAAAUUUACACAAAAGACACGAUGCACACAUGCAUAUGCCAAUUCACAUGAGUGAAACCCAAUUCAUGUGCACAAAA